Messenger RNA from Rotaria sordida, 1890 nucleotides. NCBI's taxonomy places the organism in Eukaryota, Metazoa, Rotifera, Eurotatoria, Philodinida, Philodinidae. The record is from the annotation of a GenBank genome assembly.
AUGUCUCAAGUAACGGAAAUAGAUAGUUUGUAUAUCUUAGAAGAUGAAAUUAAAGAGAUUGUAAUAAAAUUAAAAAAUUUACAAACUCGAAUUAGAUUAAGAUUAAAUGAUCAGACUUCAGAAUAUGACAGUAUCCAUCAAGUUUCUUUGAUUCGAGAGUUAUGCAAUAUUCGCAAUAUAGUAAAAUCGUUAAGUGAUGAUGUAUUGAACAAUCAAUUGUCUGAACCUUCUCUUGCUGUAAGUCAUAUAUGGCAUAUAAUCGAAUUGUAUUCCAAUUCAUCAGAGACUGUUACCGAAGGUAUGCAUGUAUUAGAACGUUUAUUUAAAUUAAAAAUGCGUUCAAUGAUUAAACCAACAAAUUAUCUAAAUACGAUUAUUGCUUAUGUUCAAUGGCAAAAUAAAACUGUUCGAUGUUUUGUUGAUCAAUUUAAUGAAAAACCAGAAAAUAUCAGACUUAAUGAAAUUGAACAUUUAUGGAACUGGAAUUAUCGAGUAAAUGAAGGAAUAUUUUUUGGUGGAGCUACUCGUCCACUACAUGUAAAAAAAGUUACAGAAUUUUCAGCAUUAAUGAGUAUUUAUUAUGAUACAUUAUGGCCUAUUUAUAAAGAAAAUCGUAAUGCAUUAUUUGACACUCUUACAACAUUAUUACAUCAAGAAAGUAGAUUAUAUUGGCCUGAUUAUGAAAUAUUUCCAUGUACGACCUCGAAUACAAUUCUAGAUAAAUGUUUACAAUAUUUCUUUUUCAAAGAUCGUAAAAAUACAUGGUUUAUUAAUAGUAGUUCAUCCGAUUAUAUACCAUUUGUAAGUUUAGCUCGAGAAAUAUUUGCUGAGAAAUUUAAUGGAUCUAAUAUGAAUUAUCCUGAUCAACAUAAUACAAAAUGGAUUUUAGAAAAUCUUAAACAACGUUGUUUAAAUAUUUAUAAUCAACAAAAAAAUGAAAAUAAUCCUAUUAUAAUUAUUCUUCUUACAUCAAAAAAUCGUUUUGGUCAUCGAAUAGAUGUUGAUUUUAUUCAUUUAGAACUUAGUAAACGAUUUUCAACCAUUGUUACAAUUGUAGAUGCAUGUCAAGAUGGACAAGCUUUUACAGAUGUUGAUAUUGUUAUUUAUACUAAACGUUUUACAUCAACAGGAGCAAUUGGAUUAGUUAAUAGAACAUUUUUAGCUAAACAUGAAUUAUUAUGUAAAAAAUUAAUGAUUGGUACAAAUCUUCCUAUUGGAAUCUUAGCUCAAAUAUAUAUUAGUAUUAAUAUGAUAAAUACAGGUCUUGCACACGGUAUAGAAGAUCUUGUUAAUUCUUCUCGAUGGCACUCUUGGCGAUGUCCAAUUCAAGAUGAAUUACACUCGACUAUUGAUUAUCCAUAUAUACAUCAAAACACUGUUGAACAUUUAAAAGAUCCUAUACGAUAUUUAUUUACAGAAGAUCUUAUUGGAACUAUUCUGAUAUUGACUAUGGAUCAACAUGGACAAAUAUUAUUACCAAAAUUGUGGGCAUUACUUACAAAACAAGGUCAUUCAUUGGAUUGUUUUGUGAUGGAUAAUCCAUAUUUUAAAAAUAAUAAUGCUGUGCAUAGCAAUAAAGUACGCGAAUUGAUUGCAGGAAAAUUUAUUAAUGAAUUAAGACAAUUAGAAAUAAUUUCAAGUGAUUAUUUAGCAUGGCCAUUGGUACCGUAUUGGGUUUCAUCACCAGAUGAUAUAUCAAUUGAACAACUUAAUGAACAUUUUGAAAUAUGUUAUGUUUAUCAUUGUUGUUUACGUAUUUCAAUUGAUCGUUGUGAAUAUCCUGGAAAAUUAAAACGUUUUGUUGAACAUAUUGAUAAUAUUUUUCAGAGAAAUGAACUCAAUGUAUCCGAUGAUACUCUCGGUAAACAUUCAUCUCAAUGGCCGUCGUAA